Colletes gigas is the source of this 7093-nucleotide messenger RNA. RefSeq lists its product as uncharacterized. The transcript has 6 exons. Bases 1 to 2640 code for a protein of 879 amino acids. The record is from RefSeq and is a predicted model, not a curated record. NCBI's taxonomy places the organism in Eukaryota, Metazoa, Arthropoda, Insecta, Hymenoptera, Colletidae.
AUGGCACUCACGAGUUCAAGAUGGCGCCACCGGCAUUUUGACACUUGCCCAAGAUCCGUCAGCUGGAUUUUACAACCACCCCGAGCUUCGUCUAUUACGAGCAGAGAAUUUUACGUUUCUUGUGCACCUUACGCUGAUCAGUGUGGCAGUGGCGUUGGCUCGACGGAAGGCGUCGUCGGAAGCGUUGGUGGUAGCUGCAGCAGCGGUAACAGCAGCAGCGGCAGUGGCAUGGACUGCAUGCCUCUACGCCCCGGGCCUUUUCACUACUUGAUAAGCGAGCAGGCGAAGUCCUUGGUGGCCCUGCAGGAGCUACAGAAUGAGGUCGGCGCGCUACUCGAAUUCCGGGACCUCGUCAUCGAGACGUUCCCAAACCUCCGGCACAAGAUGGCCGCGACGGCGUCAGCGGGAGCGUCCGUGAUGUCGUCCACCUGUGCCCAGAACUCCCACAUCCCUUUGCCGCUGUCCAGCCCGUCGUCGAGGAGGAUCAACGAAUGGGAGCCGGGGAAGGUCAGGCGUCGAGUACCUCGAGAAGGCGGAGAGUCCUCGUCGUCGUCGUUGCCCAGGAGUCGCAGUAAUUCGCACAGCGGCGGCACCAAGAACAACUGCAGCGCCACGGUACAGGAUUCCGGCUUCAGCACGGAGACGUCGUCGAAGGAUAGCGCCUCGACGGCGAUAGCGCCUAGACCGAGCAGUCCUCGACCAGCAGUUUUGGACGAGGCUGAAGACGAGCUGUGGAACCUCCUGGACGUGAUCCAUCGCAAGGGAAUCAGGCUCAGAGAGGAGGUGGAAUGCCUUCAGGGUCGAUUGGAGAGCGUGGCGCCGGAGGAUCUGGCCUCGACGGAUAUCCUGGACGCCGUGAGAGAGGUUACGUGCUUGAACGGUGAAAGGACGACGACGAUAACGAUAGAAGACGGUACGGAGACGAAGGACGGAGAUCCUCAAGUGGUGGCGCUCAGAAGAGAGAAGGAGCAGCUCCUGGACAAGGUGGCCGAACUCGAGGCGGAGACUAUAUCCAGUCGUGCCAGGGCGCAGGAGCUGCAGUCCGAGCUGGCGGCGCUCUCCGCGUUGAAGACGGGUCUGGAGGAUAGGCUGAGGGCCGGACUGAACGAAACAUCCUCGGAUAUCCUCACGCCUGGCGCGCAACGGCUGCAACUGAUCGCUCCGGCGUUGUCCGUCGUCUCCACGCCGAAGAGCAACAACGUUAGCAACAUCAAGAGCAAGUCGUCCGCGUUCGCCUCGGUGGCGACGUCCGCCAAGGCGCACAAGAGCCGUUUUCGUACGAGGACCAUCGAGAAGAACGUUCUGUUGGACGUGAACGCCCACAACGACGAGCUGCGCGACAUCGACAUAGAGGCGAGCGUGAACGAAAGAAGAGCGAGGCUGGGCGCUCUGGAUUCCGUCCUCGUGUCGCCAAUGAGGAUUGCUCAUGUGAAGGACGUCGAUUCCAAGAAGAUUGCUGCCAUUCUACGCGAAAACUCCCCCCUCGAGCUGCAGCGGCACUUGAUCACCACUACCGUCCAUAAUCAGGUCCUACAAAAGAGGUUAGAUGAAGUAGAGAAAAGCACGGAAACUCUCUCUGAGCGGCUAGAUAAGGCACGCGAGGAGAAUGACGACCUACGUUUCCAGCUGGAGGAGCGAAACAUCGAGUUGGAGGGGACGCGUGCCCGCGUACGCGUGCUCGAGAGACUCCAGCAACGGCCUCCGACGGAAACGGAUCCGGAGGCGGACGGAGAGCAGCCCAGAUGCGAGCAGACCGGCCUCGAGCCUGGCAGCAGCACAGAGUCGGCCCGCGACCAUCACCAGACCGUCGAGGUGAAACCGUCGCCUCGACGGCGUCCUAGUCGUAUACCCUUGCCCGGCACCACGGCGAAGGCGACGGCCCCCAGACCGCCCAGCCACGGAAGGAACGAUAGCAAAGAGUCGUUGAAGUCGUUAACGAGACCUCCGCGUGAUUCUAGUCGCGACAGUCACAGCGGGAAGUCUCUGUCGAAGGCACGCGACUCGACGCGUGACUCCCUGGGCAACAAAAGCCUGACGAAGAACGGUAGCAACGGUAACGUCGGCGGCAGCAAUGGGAACGGGAACGGAAACAGCAAGGAGACGAACAGGGAGUCCCUGAACAGGUCCCUGCCGCGUAACAAUUCCAGCCGAGACUCCUUAAACAAAUCCUCCUCGCUGUCCCGCGCCCGAGACUCGCUGGAGUCUAACAACCUCGGCACGUCCUCAUCCCCGGGGACGACUCCUCCUCGACGACCGCCCGCUCCUGCACGCCGUUCCUACAGCCUGGCCCGCGGGUCAACGUCCGUUGAUACAGAGAACGGCAAGAGCUGCACCGAACCGCCGAGCUCCUGGUGCUCGACGAACGGGAGCUUCCGACACAGCGACUCGUCCCUGUACCCGGACUCCUUGAAUCAAGAGACCUCGUCGGUGACUGGCUCCACGAAAGUGGAAUUUAUCAUUGGUUCGCCGACCAGACGAUUCAGACAGAGCUCGGUCUGGCCACAUCGCUACUUCGACAGCAUAGACUCCACGGCGAUGCUGCCCGAGAGCCUUUUGACCGACGAGUUCUCCCUUCGUCGCGGCGAGGCACUCGCCGAGUGCGAUUCCCUCGAGUGUCAUCCGAUUUCCAACGAGAGUUGAAGCUCCUGAUUCUUUUAACCGGAUUUUAAGAGAGAAUCUUGGUAGUUCGGUCGGACCAGCAAUUAUGUCUACGUGUCCACUCGAGAGUUCUAUUCUCGACGGUCGUUAUCGACACUGGGGAACUAUUUUUACGUGGGCACACACACACGCGAGAGAUCUGCAUUGCUGGCAGUUGUUCUCGACCAUCGUUGUACUCGGUUUCCGUAUACAAAAAGUCUCUUAACCCUCCAUGAUCGAUGAUCCUUUUAUAAUACUCCCAACGCGUAGCAAUGAUAAAUAAGCAGUCGAUCGUUAACGGUUCAUUUUUAUCUAUCACGUUCACUGGUUUAUGGGUCGAACGUGGCCCACUCUGGACUUUCGAGAACCGAAUGUAAUGGUAAAUUGGUUCGUAUGGAGUAAAUAAAUAUUUUAAUUGAGUUGAUGCAGAUAUCGUUUCAACACAGGUUGAAUAAAAUAUAGUGAACGUGUUAGAGAGUUUUGGUACCCAGGAUAUGAUUCUCGAGUGUACACGUAGCGUUAGAAAAAUACAACUCGAAGGUUGAUGUUUGACGUAUAUUUAAAAAGACCAUCAAUCUGUACUUGAAAUGCGAGGAAGAAUGAUCAGAGUUUGGUUGAUUCCGUUACCAUCGCUAUGCGUGAGUGGAGAAGGAUGUUUGAAGGAUGUGGACUGGGAAAUUUAAACUUAUGAUUUUGACGCUGUUACUUAAUUUUGUGUACAUCACGAGAGACGUAAACGAGCGAGAGCGUUAACCUUUGGGUGCAGAUUGAGGAUUUGUCUAUUAGUCCAAGGCAUCUGGUUUCUUUAUUUAUUGUAUCAACUUCCUUGAUACGAUAAAGAGGGGUAGAAAAUUUAAACCCUCUGUAAUCCAUCGAUAAACUCUGAAAGUGGAAUAUAAAUUAUAUCUUAAUUUUUAAUAAAAGUUUGAAAAUAUUCGAUGAUACUGUUGCUUCGAAAUCAAAUAAAAUCUUCGAGAAUGCAACUAAUUGGCAUGAUUUCAGAGACAUACAGGGUUACAGAGGGUUAAGGUGCAUAAAUUCAAAUAUUUGCAUCAGAAAGAAAAAGUAUCUCCAUAAAAUAAGUAUCAUAUUUAUUUUUAUAGGUCGUCAUAACUGAAAUCGUUGAACUACAGUUUAUUUGUUCCAUUAAGUAAAAUAUAAGACCAAGGAAGAAGUCUUUACUUAACUUUUUUAAUUAGCAAAUAUUCUCAAUAGACUUAAACAAAUAUUACGUUAGAAAUUUUGCAAAACAAAGUGAAUAAGUUUCGGUUUAGACAUUAUUUCCAAACCUUGUAUUUGACUGAAGGAAAAGAAAAAUAUUUCUACUUCCCCAGAAACUGAUGUCGAGGAUUAGUAAUAACGAAUUCAAAAUACCAAGAUUCUUGCAAUGCAAAAGAGAAAUCGACGAUCAAAGAGAACGCGUGUGCUAGUUAUUUUUACAGCAGCCUAUCGUACUAUCUCUCAUUAACCAUUGUGUUUCACUUUCAUUUCACACUUGGACUGCAUUUUUGUUGUGCAGAUUUAUUGCGCGGGAAUAUAUUAAUCGGGGUUUAAUUUAUAUACGUCGCGCGCUAUGGAAUUGUGUCAUAUUAUACGUUGUCGACUCACCGACGGGCAGCAAAAAAUUUAAUUGGCCUUUAAGCGUUACUGGCAAAAAACAUGAGUUUGCACGCGAAAAUUAAAAAUAACGUAUGAUACACCGACGUGUGUUCAUUGUUUGUAUCGAAUGACAUACGAUGCGUAAAAUUCAUAAAUAGUCCUUUUUCGUUUGUACGGGUGCAAUUUCUUUUUAAACAUUUGACAAGGUAGCGUGAAAUUUUAACAGACUGACGAAAAAAACAAAAUUACAUCGCGAGACUCAUCGUUUUCUCAGUUUUUGUUCCGUGUCGUGGACGGUGGACACUUCCCGUGAACGAAAUUUUAAGCUAUCCGGGAGCUUAAAUAUUAUCAUGAUCUAUAAUCGAGUGUAUCAAGUAUGAAAUCUUUUUCACGCUCGAAUGAAAAUAGUUUGAUAUUCUUUAGUCAUUCUUAAAUCUCGAACUAUACAUUUUAUAUUGAUAUUUUAUAUUAUUUCGUUAUUCGUUUUUAAUACCAUUAAAAUAAUAAAAUCUAUUUGCAACUUUAUAUGUGAUCAUUCUUCGGAGUUGAGCGACUUUUGUUGCAUUUAUUCAUGUAGACUUUCAUUCGAGUAAUUUGAUAGAUAUUUCCACGCAGUAUAUAUCAUAAUUAUGAAUCGUAAUCGAGGAAAAUUAUCCUUCCACGAAACAUUUUGUUUGUUCUGUAAAAUUUAUUUGCCAGAAGAAGUAUUCGCUAAACUCCGAUCCUCUUAGUACAAAAUUUCGAAACUUCAAGUAUUCUUUGAAAAGUAUCACUCAUAUUUUAGAAUCGUCGAUUUUAAACGAUUUUUAUAAUUCGAUAAAGAAAAUACAUUUUUUCAGAUCGUACGACGUACUAAACAAUUAUUCAAUGCAUAGUUAUAGAACCAACUUCAAGGAUGAGUUUGUUCGACAAACUUUCGAUUACUUGAUACACGGUCCAUAAAAGAAUGUUUGUUUCUUAUUUCCAAUCGACUGUUAAUGGACUUUUUGAGGCGUGCAUUUCCGUGCAUUUUACAUUUGUAUCUUUAUAUCUUAAGACUGUACCUAUCCGCUGAUACAAAAAUCGUCAUCGUCGAACUUUUGUCGUAACUGUAAUCGGCGUUACGAAAAUGUUCUUACUGUUCAUAUCCACUAAGCUAAUUCUAUUAAUCUUUUCGCGACUGUUAUUUGUUUCUAGUUGAAGAUUUUUACAAACGUUUUAAAUUAUUUUAGCUGCAAUUUUCUUGUCUUUCAUUUAACAAAUUUAGAUGAUAUUUUUUUGUAUUCUUUUUUUAUAUAAGCAUAGAAAUGUUUUUUAUUUUGAAGAAAGUGUUUGAUGUUUUAUUAUUUCCAUAUAAUUAAUUGGAAAUCACGGAAUGAAAUUUAUACAAUUUAUUUUAAUCGAGAAUAUGAACUCUAUUCGCUUGGAACUUGUUAUAUUUAAGCGAAGAUUCGUCAACGAUUUUGUUGAAAAUAGUGCAAUAUUAGUUAGAAAAUAGAAAAUGGGAUAUUCGUUCCACAAAUUGAUUGAUCGUUCGUGUUUUGUUUUGAGGAAAAAAAAAAUAUAGUAGUAUUACAAAUUGCAGCGUAAUCGUUACUUUGCUCUUUUAUUUUCCAAUUCGUGUAAUUAUGCGUCACGCGCGGGAAGGUUGAUAAGAAUUAGCAUCGGAUGAUAUUACGACCACUAGCACAUUCCAUGCUGCGAAUUCAAAGAACAACAAUCUCGUAUUCCAUGUAGCAUUUGUACCUUUCGUUUAAACUUUCGCGUUGUAAUUAAUAUAAUUUAUUUAUUGUGUGCGUGUGAAUUGCGGGCCUGUCGAACGUUUGUGGAAACCGAACAUUGAUCGUAUACUCUUCGACUCGAAAAAAAAACCACGCGAAAACGAACAAAGCACAGAAAAUAGGGUUGUUCGAACGUACGAGUAGAUUGUCUGGAAGUUUUUUCGGGAUUACACAUAUCACGCGUGGUGAGAUGAAAGUAUAUCUAUCGACGACCAUAUUAUAUAUUCGCUCACCGCGCGACGUUGGACAUCUACGAAUCUUGGAAUUUGAAUCGAGUCUUUUCUUAAUUGUUCGAAGCAUUCGAAGGGUUCCGAAACGAAGUUUGUAAAAUACUUUCGUAUUUAAAUCGUAAUUAUUUUUUUAAAUCCAUUUAGAUCCUUUACAUUGUAUCGUUCGAAUAUAUUAAAUUACGAUAUUUGGAAUUUGAGAUUUUAAAAUAGAUUUAGCCUUUAAGCAAGCUAUUUUGUAUUUAUGUCACAUCGAACCUUUCGAAAGCUUGGAAGAUCGGAAACGAUCGACGAUUGAAAAAGCAAACCGCGUGCUCGACUGAGAAAUACCGCGCGACGUAAGCGACCGGAGAAAGACAUUUCGAAAGCGAGUGAGCAUCGUUGUUUCUUUUUUAUUAUAAAUGUAUUCGUUUAGUGCACACCAGGUUGCGGGUUCACAAGAUUCCAUUAGUCGGAACGUAACGCUUUACGGUGACUCGACGAAAACUACUACGUACCACACAGUUCCUUGCUUCAACCAAUUUUCGUUAUUUAUAAAAAAAGAAAAAGUGAGGAUAAAGGGCGACGAUCGCGAAACCAUCGAGCGUACGUUUAAUCACAGAGCUGAACCUGUGAUCCUAGUUGUAUAAAUAUUACCGCGCGAACUAUGUGAUUAACUUAGCUGAACUGAUAGGACUGACGGACUUUACUUAUUAUCUUAGUGCCUAACUAUUAUUACGCGAACAGAAACCAAAAUCGAAGCCGUUCGACUCGUGAUGGUUUGAUUCUUCUUAGCCGCCGCCGCCGCCGCCGCCGCCGCCGCCAUCUUUGUCGUCGCGUUCGACGAAUGAUCAUAAAAAAAAAAAAGAAAAGAAAGAAAAACGCGACGAA